Molecule: messenger RNA, 603 nt
Organism: Entamoeba invadens IP1
Lineage: Eukaryota; Evosea; Mastigamoebida; Endamoebidae
Exons: 1
Coding region: 1-603 (200 amino acids)
Source: RefSeq, a predicted model, not a curated record
AUGCAAAAACCGGAAGAUUCAGUGAUGGGUACAAUACCUGAUCGUAUUCAAGAGCCAAUUCCUAUUGAUUUUGACGCAAUCAUUCAAUCGAAUAUAUCAACGCUAAAGAGAUGGACCCCGUUUGAGUCGUUUGAGAGGAUAUACGACUCAAAGAGUGAUAAGUCGAUGAAAUCAUUUGUUAGUGCGGUGAUGAACAAGGAAGAUGUCUAUGUGAUAGUUCACGACACGCGCGGAAAUGUCUUCGGUGGCUACACAAAGAAGCCGAUCGUGAACUUUGCAGAUCAAACGGGCAAUACAGACAACUUCGAUGAUAACCAUUACAUCUUUGUUCUCCUUAGAAAUGGAAAGGACACUCAACCAAAAAUGUUUACACCAAGUCGGCGGCGCGCUGGCUUCUAUGUAUACACGCAAGGUAUUUAUUGGUUUGAUAUGGGAAACCAUGACGGAAGACUUUCCAUAGCUACGCCUGGGUAUAACGGUUCGUAUAAUAGAAAUUUAAAUCUGGGGUAUACCAUUGACGAUGAAACUGCUAUCAAUGGGGAUACCACCUUGUUUCAGAUCUAUACUGUCGCUCGAAUAAUCGUCCUAAAGAUCACCAGCUAA